Molecule: messenger RNA, 2671 nt
Organism: Salarias fasciatus (jewelled blenny)
Lineage: Eukaryota; Metazoa; Chordata; Actinopteri; Blenniiformes; Blenniidae
Gene: usp30
Product: ubiquitin specific peptidase 30
Exons: 13
Coding region: 83-1591 (502 amino acids)
Biological process (GO): protein deubiquitination
Cellular component (GO): cytosol; nucleus
Molecular function (GO): cysteine-type deubiquitinase activity
Source: RefSeq, a predicted model, not a curated record
CAGUGUGACACAUCAGUACGCACCUCAGAGGUUCCGACUACAAACACAGAACGGAUGGCGGGGGUUCCCCGGAGAAAGAAUCAUGUGGUGCAGAGCAGAAAGUCCAAAUAAGCUUGUUGGAGAUUUCCUUGGCACUGGACCCGUAAUCAGAAACAAGAUGAUAAAAAACUGGGGCGUGAUUGGCGGGAUAGCCGCUGCGUUUGCAGCUGGAGUGUACGUUUUGUGGGGCCCAUUCACUGAGAGAAAGAAGAGAAAGAGAGGUAUGGUUCCAGGUCUGUUGAACUUGGGCAACACCUGCUUCCUCAAUUCCUUGCUUCAGGGUUUGGCAGCAUGUCCGUCUUUCAUCAAGUGGCUGGAGAAGUUUUCAGGCUUGCCUUCAAUCCAGUCGUGCAAAGACAACCAGCUGUCCACAACGCUGCUCCAGCUCCUCAGAGCUUUGUCCAGUGAGGAUCCCGGAGAGGAAGACGUGCUUGAUGCUGGAUGUGUCCUGGAUGUCCUCAGACUGUACCGAUGGCACAUCAGCUCCUUUGAAGAGCAGGAUGCCCAUGAACUUUUCCAUGUUCUUACAUCUUCCCUGGAGGAGGAGCGAGACCGACAGCCUAAAGUCACACAUUUGUUUGACAUGCAGUCGCUGGAGAGUCUUCCUGAUCAUGAUGAGAAAACUAUGACCUGCAGAAGUCGAGCUCCUCUUCAUCCAAUACCAAGCUUGUGGAAGUUUCAGCAUCCUUUCCAUGGUCGUUUAACAAGCAACAUGUCCUGCAAGCGCUGCGAACUACAGAGUCCAGUGCGGUAUGAUUCAUUUGAAAGCCUCUCCCUCUCCAUCCCUCUGCCUCAGUGGGGUCGACUGAUCUCUUUGGACCAGUGUCUGCAGCAUUUUAUCUCCUCUGAAACCAUUAAAGAAGUGGAGUGUGAAAACUGCACUAAGCUUCAACAAGAUACCACAAUAAAUGGACAAAUUCUUGAGAGCCAGAGAACAACAUUUGUUAAGCAACUAAAACUGGGGAAGCUCCCUCAAUGCCUCUGCAUCCAUUUACAAAGACUAACGUGGUCCAGCGAAGGAACCCCCAUCAAGCGGCAGGAACACGUGCAGUUCUCAGAGUAUCUAUCCAUGGACCGCUACAAACACAAUCUCUCCGCUCAGCGCGCUCCUCAGGUCCGAUGUGCCUCAAAGAGCAUCAAGGCCGAACAUCUUGACGACUCCAUGGAGAAACUAACUGCCAACGGCACCAAUGCAGCACAUCACAACAACAACAAACCGUUUUCCAAUGGAACCUGCUCCUCUGUCUUUCUUCACUCUCCUGGUGUGAACCAACAGCUCGGUCUGUCGUGUGACUACAGGUCCACCGAGUACCUUUUCCAGCUCACGGCUGUGCUGGUUCACCACGGCGACAUGCACUCGGGACACUUCGUCACGUACCGCCGCAGCCCCGCCUCCCCGCGCUGCCCGUCGGCGUUCAGCGCCCAGUGGCUCUGGGUGUCGGACGACUCCGUGCGUAAAGCCAGCCUGCAGGAGGUGCUGUCUUCCAACGCGUACAUGCUCUUCUACGAGCGCGUCCGGAGGCCCAGCCUCAGCCUGCACUCAGAGGAGUAAGUGGGAAGCUCACGACCUGGAGGCAUUACUGACUUCUGCCUUUCCGGCAGCACUAACAGGAGGCUUUUGUUAACCAUGAGGCCAGGGAGGAAAGCCAUCCAAGAACUAGGAACACUCAUGGAUCGCCUCAACACGCUGGAAGUCAGCGUGACGUUGCGAACCUUUUCGAAGCUGCUCUUAUCACAGGAGGCCCCCCCCGAUCCCAAAGAUAACAGACCUGCAGGAUUUAUCUUCGACCGCGUCAGCUGCUCCACCCAUCUAACAACCUCCGUAACGUCACAGUUUGGUUGAUAAGCAGGAGCAUGGGACGGCACAAAGUGGACCACGGGAGAAACCCUGAAGUACACCGUUCAUGUCUGAAGCUUCUGUCAUUUAGUUGAAGCUGUAGCAAGUAUCGAUUCAGUUCUGUUGGAUUUUUAGGACGCUUCACUAUCAGAUACAUUUCAAAUACUGUAUUUUAAGUUGCUCCUGUUACCACGUCCGCUCCCUGUACAUUAGACACCAGAGUAGCCGUGUAGGACUUCUCGGAUGUUAUUUAAGAAUUGUUACAUAUUAUGAAAAAUCUAAAGAGUUGUAUUUUUCUGCAUCUGUUUCAACUAAUUUGCCUCCUCAUGCCUAGCAGUGUUAGGAAAACAGUGUAUUGGAACUAAUCUCUCAACAGUUGAGCUUGUGGAUUUGAUAGUUUGCUUUUCCCCAAUCAUCUCUACACUGUCAUGGUCUUGCGGAGCUAGUUGUGAUUCAAGUGCCAAGUUAUUUUUAUGAUCGACAUUUUUAAUGAAACCGCCAGUGCUACAAAUAAUGUGAGCAUCCAGCAACAACCCCCCCGCCUCUGGAAAUAUCAAGAUAUGGGUGUGAAAUAGAUCACCUGUAAUCUGUCCUUUGAUAAACCUUGAAUGUGGCUACAAAUUAUCCUGAAUAUUUUUGAUCCUGUGUAACUGAUGACUGCUGUUUUCCUACUGAGAUGAUCCGGUGCAGAGCCUGCUCAUGGUUUGUUUGCACUAAUGUAUAUUCAUGUGAGAUUGUUUGUAUUUGUGCAAUUUGUGAUUGUUUUCAGAUAAUAAAAAAAAUAAAGAUUUUCAU